Molecule: messenger RNA, 1761 nt
Organism: Caretta caretta (loggerhead turtle)
Lineage: Eukaryota; Metazoa; Chordata; Testudines; Cheloniidae
Source: RefSeq, a predicted model, not a curated record
AUGGCACGGUUGUGGUAAUUUGUAAAUGCUCAUCUCUCUUCCCUGUUGCAUUUCCCAGCCUACAGUUGUGGCGUCCCUGCCUACCCACCUUUUGUCGCCCGUGUGGUCGGAGGUGAAGAUGCCAAUCCCCACAGCUGGCCCUGGCAGAUUUCCCUCCAGUACGACAAAAGUGGCGUCUGGGCUCACACAUGUGGCGGGACCCUUAUUGCUACCAACUGGGUCCUCACUGCGGCCCACUGCAUCAGCAACAGCAGAACAUACCGAGUUCUACUGGGGAAACAAAACCUGGAGGUCGAGGAACCUGGCUCUGUGGCCACUGCUGUGGAGAAGAUCAUUGUCCAUGAGAAAUGGAACUCCUUCCUGAUCAUCAACGAUAUUGCCCUGAUCAAGCUAGCGGAGCCCGUACAACUGAGCAAGACGAUCCAGCCAGCCUGCCUUCCUGCAAACGGUGCAAUCCUGACACAAGACUUCCCCUGCUACAUCACCGGAUGGGGACGCCUUUGGACCAAUGGCCCCAUCUCUGAUGAUCUCCAGCAGGCAUUGCUGCCUGUGGUGGACCAUGCCACUUGCAGUCAGUGGGACUGGUGGGGCUUCAUGGUCAGAGAAACCAUGGUCUGUGCCGGAGGAGAUGGAGUCGUUUCUGGAUGCCAAGGAGAUUCUGGGGGCCCACUGAACUGUCAUGGCGCUAAUGCUUGGGAAGUACAUGGCAUUGUGAGCUUUGGAUCUGGGCUGGGCUGCAACACUUAUAAGAAGCCAACUGUCUUCACCCGGGUGUCUGCCUACAUCGACUGGAUAAAUGAGGUAGGUAUCGGCCCAUUAAAGCAAAGCUCCAAGUGCUUAACUAGAUUUCUGCACACUUACGUGAAAUGAUUAUCUAGCUGCUUUUAUUUAAGUACCUAAAAGAAAACCGGUUGACCCAUCCCAGAACUACUAUCUCUGUUUCCUUUUCAGUCAGCUCUCGAUGACUAAAUCAAAUGUAUAGGCCUGCACCAAAGCCCUCAAACUCUGGGGAAGUUUGGAGCAGGAUCGCAACUGAACAGCCUUGGCCCAUCUUUGGUGCCAUCUCUACACAGCAAAUGGUUUUGCUGCUGUCCUACAAAAAUGAGGCAUUCUUGUGUCCAGCGUCAAAAAUGGAGGCCUAAAGUUAGGCUUACUUAGGUGUUGAAGUAAAUAGCCUGAGCACCAAGGAGCUUCCAUUGACUUCAGUGGGAUUUCAGUGAGAGCUACUAGGUAAGGGGCAACUUUGAAAGUCCAGCCAUUUAUUUCAUCCCUAGCUUUGAGCCUCCUGGCCUAGAAGUAGUCUACAAUGCUGGAAAUGCCAAUAGGAGAGGAGGCAACCCAGAGAGACUUAACUCAGCUGCACCAUGCAGAAGGAUUGUGGGCUUGCCUCAGAUGCCGACGUUACUUUAGAGGAGAGUGGUCAGCUGUUCGGACACUUUUUGAAAUUUACAAAGAAAUCUCCCAGUUUUAUGACCAGCUUGUUGCACGUGUAUAAAUCUAAUUGGAUACCCAGGACUUCGGGCCCAUCUGUUUUAGCUUGCCACAGUAUAGGUUACACUUCUCCAGUAGGAGAGAGCCAUUGAUGCUUCAGACAGAGUGGACUUGUAAAUAAGAACUUGCUUUACCGGGAGCCAUUUAGUCUGGUUUAGUGUGAAACUGUAACUUAUUUUUUAAAAAUGACUAACACUGCUUCUUUUCUUUCCCCUGUCACCAGAAAAUAAAUCUCAACUGAAGAGUCCAGCUCAUUUCAUUGAUUGUAAA